Molecule: messenger RNA, 1305 nt
Organism: Leptosomus discolor (cuckoo roller)
Lineage: Eukaryota; Metazoa; Chordata; Aves; Leptosomiformes; Leptosomidae
Gene: DAW1
Product: dynein assembly factor with WD repeats 1
Molecular function (GO): protein binding
Source: RefSeq, a predicted model, not a curated record
AUGGAUGGAUUUGUGUUAAAAGCAUCAGAAGGUGAGGUUCCCCCAGCCUACCUUGGGAACAGGCUGAGGCGGUUGCUGCUGCGCUACUACCCGCCGGGAGUUAUUCUGGAAUAUGUACAAGAUUGUGAGCCAAAGACUAGAUCUAUAGAUCUACUUGAUCUUAGACCUGACACAGAUGCCAUAGCCUUAGUAGAUGAAAUUCAAAAAGGAGAACCUCUCAUCACAGCUUCGUGCAAGGAACACGUCAUACAUUUAGUACGAAGGUUGCAAGACAAGCUAGGGGAAAAAGAGGAUCACAAGUUCUAUCUUUUUAAGGUACUUAGAGCACAUAUAUUGCCACUGACUAAUGUAGCAUUUAACAAAUCUGGUUCCAGCUUUAUCACUGGAAGCUAUGACAGAACCUGCAAAGUAUGGGAUACUGCAUCAGGAGAGGAGCUACGUACGUUGGAGGGACAUGGAAAAGUUGUCUAUGCAAUAGCUUUCAAUAAUCCCUAUGGUGACAAGAUUGCCACUGGAUCUUUUGAUAAAACCUGCAAACUCUGGAGUACGGAAACAGGAAAAUGUUAUCAUACUUUCAGAGGACAUAGUGCAGAAAUAGUGUGUUUAUCAUUUAAUCUUCAGAGCACAUUGGUGGCAACUGGAAGCAUGGAUACCACCGCCAAAUUAUGGGAUAUAGAGAAAGGAGAAGAAAUAGUCACUUUAGGGGGACACUCCGCAGAAAUUAUUGCAUUGUCUUUUAACACCACUGGAGAUAGGAUUAUCACUGCCUCCUUUGACCAUACAGUAGCAGUGUGGGAUGUUGGCACUGGCAGGAUGUUACAUACUUUAAUAGGUCACCGAGGAGAGAUUAGCAGUGCACAGUUCAACUGGGACUCUUCUCUCAUUGUCACUGGAUCAAUGGACAAAACAUGCAUGCUGUGGAAUGCUAUGACUGGGACACAUAUAGCAACUUUAGCAGGUCACAGUGAUGACAUAUUGGAUGUCUGCUUUGAUUAUGCUGGCCAGCGUAUUGCAACCGCCUCUGCAGAUGGAUCAGCGAGAGUCUAUAAUGCAGAAACAAAAAAGUGCAUUGCAAAGCUAGAAGGGCAUGGAGGUGAAAUUUCAAAGGUAUGUUUCAACCCUAAAGGCAAUCGUAUACUAACAGCCAGCUCUGAUAAAACAGCUCGACUCUGGGAUGCUGCUACUGGACACUGCCUUCAGAUAUUAGAGGGUCAUACUGAUGAGUUAUUCUCCUGUGCUUUCAAUUACAAAGGAGAUAUAAUCAUUACAGGGAGCAAGGAUAACACCUGUAGAAUAUGGCACUGA